This is a messenger RNA of Gigantopelta aegis, 495 nucleotides long. Its product is annotated as beta-1,3-galactosyltransferase 5-like. Gene Ontology annotation, molecular function: hexosyltransferase activity. Gene Ontology annotation, cellular component: membrane. Lineage: Eukaryota; Metazoa; Mollusca; Gastropoda; Neomphalida; Peltospiridae. The transcript has a single exon. The coding region runs from base 1 to 495 and encodes 164 amino acids. The record is from RefSeq and is a predicted model, not a curated record.
AUGGGAAAGCCAAGUUCAUCUCACGAUCAGAUAAAAAUUCUCAACGAGGCAGCGUCGUACGGUGAUAUAGUCCAAGGAGAUUUUAUAGACAGUUUCCAAAAUCUGUCAAUGAAAGCUCUGACGUGUUUAAAAUGGAUCAAUGAUUACCGUAUACAUGCAAAAUACGUCAUCAAAGCCGAUGAUGAUAUCUUUGUCAAUGUGUUCAAAGUAGUUGAGGAUAUUCUUCCAAUGUUAUCAUCCAGAAACACAACAGUUGCUUGUCACUUCAAGACCAGUGGAACAAGCGUGAUUAUUAGAGACCCACAGAGUAUAUGGUUCGUUUCGAAGGACGUCUUUCCUGGUCAGAAACACUUUCCAGAUUUCUGCACCGGAUAUGCGACGAUUUUCACAAAUGACGUCAUACCGAAGAUGUACGAGGCAUCAUUCAUGGCUCCGUUUAUCUCCAUCGAUGAGGUCUACAUAUUCGGUCUCUUGCUACAGUUUUUCAAGACAUAA